Messenger RNA from Fulvia fulva, 726 nucleotides. RefSeq lists its product as uncharacterized. The coding region runs from base 1 to 726 and encodes 241 amino acids. Lineage: Eukaryota; Fungi; Ascomycota; Dothideomycetes; Mycosphaerellales; Mycosphaerellaceae. The transcript is spliced from 2 exons. The record is from RefSeq and is a predicted model, not a curated record.
AUGUCUGACGACACAGCCAACUCGACCCAGACUGAGGCCAAGUCACCAGAUUUCGACUUCGCCGCACUACCAGACGUAGUACGCAACAAGAUCUACAAACUCGUGUUCAAGCACGGUGAGCUUCGUCUCCAGUACAUCGUGGUACGAAAGCGAACGGCGUACCGCCAUGCCAAGCUCAGGGUCAAAACAAAGGCUCUGGUCCCAGGCAGAGGCAGAAAACGCGAGAAGAUGACUCCGUUCUUGGGACCAAAGCGCGGAUCCGUGAUGGAGUUCUUCGUCGCCUCCCGCCAGAUCUACACCGAAGCUCUCCCAAUCCUCUACGGCCAGAAUGACUUCCGCUUCACCGCCAUCCAAGGCUUCCAGAAGUUCACCGAGCUCUCGAAGCCUGGUCUGCCCUUCCUACGCAACGUCUACAUCCACUCGCCAGGCAGAGCUUGGAGCCUGAUCGCCCUCCAGGCUAUGGAUGCGAUGGAGUUCAACCAUCCCAGCAAGCGCUCCCGCUUGCUUGACGGCAUCAACCACUAUCUGGAGAGUAUUCCGCAGGCAGAGCGUCAGGCAGAGCUGGACAAGAUCUCGUUUGUCAUCUGCGAGUAUCGUCGCCAUGAGCACUGGGAGGAGGGAAAGGAGCUCAGUUGGGCUAGAAAGUCGAGCAAGUGCAAGAUCUCCUCCGCCGCUGCACCGACCGUGAUCAAUGCGGAGCUGCAGAGCACGCUGUUCCUCAUCUGA